Messenger RNA from Botrytis cinerea B05.10, 3137 nucleotides. RefSeq lists its product as hypothetical. The coding region runs from base 1586 to 2659 and encodes 357 amino acids. NCBI's taxonomy places the organism in Eukaryota, Fungi, Ascomycota, Leotiomycetes, Helotiales, Sclerotiniaceae. The record is from RefSeq and is a predicted model, not a curated record. The transcript has a single exon.
GGUUCGGCAUUUCGUUCACAUCUUCCCAUUGAUGCAAGAAAAGUGUUGGAAGGCGAGGACCCGACUCUGGUUCCAGUUCCCACACGCGACCUUGCCCUCAGCUCCACCUCAACCGCAGGAGGUCAUUUAGAAUACUCCGUAGAAGCACGACAAUAAGUGCAUGGAAGGAAAGGAGAAGAAAGAAAGGGGCGGAAGGAAGAACGAUCUCCUCAGCAUCGCCAGCAACGUACGAUGUGCAGCAAUUCGAAAAGAAAUCCCCGAGGCUUUCACACGAAGUGUCUCAGAUCCGAAUCAUCUAGAGUGCUUCACACAAAACAUAUGACAUACUAGACACUUCUGACGUCUGCUCUUUUUUUGUUGCUUCCACUAGUUGACAUGUCCUGAACUGCCCAUAUACUCCUGCUCUGCUCCUCUCGUCGAAUCUACUCGGCGACGGCAUCCAAACCUGCUCCCGAUCUAAUUAGACAUUUGACCUGGAUAAGACGAUAGAUAGGAUACGAGCCACUACUUCGCAAGUAAGUAGCGAGCGUGCAGACAGCGAACAAUCUAAUUCAUUUCUUACGAUGCACUACCAGUGAUCCAAUGAUCCAAUUACCCAGCGGUCCAAUUAUUCUCGCGCUCAAACAUCCAAGCAUUCAUUACACGCAUCAUCCAUCCAACCCCCUCGCUCCCAAAAGAAGGCUAACCAGCUCAUCAUAGAAGAUUUUAUUCACACAACACCCAUACACCACCACUCAAGAGCAGUACAACGCAGCCCGAACCCUUACCCUUUUUUCCCACACCUAGUACAACUACCUGCGACUUCACUCCCUCACCUCUCUGACCUCCCUUCCCUUGCCUUUGACUUUGACCACAACACCACGCUUCCUUCCUCAAUAUCCACUCCGACUUAAACUCCACCGCCAGUCUGACCCUUCUUCUGACCUUCUUCUGGCCUUCUUCUGACCUUCUUCAUCAUCUCACCAUCGCCUCUUUUAAGAAAGCUCUUUUUUUAAUUUGCUAUUUAUUUCUCCCUCGCACUCAUUCCUUCACUCUUCAGCUUGGAAGUCGACCUAUAAAGAAAAAGAGAACCAGACAAAUACCUAGAAAAGACGCUCAAUCUUUCCUCUUUCUUGAAACGGUCUCGUCAACUCAACUUUCAUCUACUCUUUCACAUACAUCCAAGCUUUGUUCGAUCGUCAUAUCAUCGACACCGGCAGCAACAAAUUCCUACCAGAAAUCCGUGAACCAUUUACACAUUGGAUACUAUACGACAAUCACAAUUGGCCCGGAACUCUCACUCACGCUGGAUUGGCAGAAAGACCAGAUUCACUCAACACAAUUGCACCAUUCAUCAUCACUUUUACUUUUCUGGUCGACAAUCAAAGGCUUGGUCAAAACCAUUGAAUUGCACAAGCUUUGGAAGAAAGAACCUCCGCUCCUUUAGUGCCCAAUCAUCCUUCAAAGGAUUGUCCCGGGGUAUCUAAAGUUUUUAUAAUCACGAACUUCAUAUCAGCUCGGACACCGCCACGGUCAGUUGUUAAAGGCCUCCCUCGCCGUACAAUCCAGUCUUACUUUUGACGUACAAUUCGCCUCCUCAGCCAUCAUGAAAGGCCGUCCUGUCGACCAGCUCGUGUUCGAGUGUAUGUUUCCUAAACCCAGGGCUGGCGAUCCGCAAAAUUUCCAAGCCUUCUUGCAGCGAAGUCUGGUGCCUGAAGUUCGUUGUGAAACUCAAGGUUUCUAUGGUCACUUAACUUCGCAGGAAGCAAAGUAUCCUGGCUUAGAUUAUUCUUACCGGCCGCAUCGCGUUCGACUCUCGAGAUUUCAGUGGCACAGACGACUAUUUCGAGCUUUCGAUAAUCUGAGACUUACGGAAUACGAAAUUGCUACCUUGACAAAGUGGGAAGGCACGAGAUGGGCAAAGGAAAGAUUUGAAAAAGAAAGAGGAAUUGUCAUCAGGGAUACAACGGGUGAUGGAAUUGAAGAUUGGGUAUCGCCGGAGUUACGACCCACAGUUGUGCGAUCCGCAGUGCCAGCAGUCGGAGAUGAGUUAGAGGAAGAGGAAGGAUUGGAUGAUAAUGACUUGGAAGAUGAUGAUGGAGAGAGCGAUAUCGAAAUUACAAGUGUGGGAACUGCAUUGAAUGAGAGACUGAUAGCUGCUGCUGCUGAAAGAGAAGCUGGCAAUAUCACGGCACCAAUGGAUGAAGCAUGGGAACAAUGGAUGAAAGAUGCUUACGAGACAGGAGGCAUGCAUAUCUCGAAUCCCAAUUUGAAUCCAAAUGCCAAUAUUGUGGGUACGAGACCUGCUCCUAAUGGAUCGAGGGUUUAUGUUGCACACCCAUCAGCUCAGCGUGCAAGUCAUGCAAGCCAUGCGAGAACGACGAAUUUAACACCCCUUUUCGAUUCAUCCAAUGGUCGACAAAUUCCUUCGAGAUAUAUUGACAUUGGACAUAUCGACGCAUCAAAUAUGUCUUUUUCAAGAAUGCAUGCUGGAAGCGAUGGUCCAAGGGAAUCUGUCGAACAGACAAUUAUGAGAAGAAGGGAUAUUGAACAAGCAGUUAUGAGAAGAGCUGAUGCUAGUAGAGAACAUCGUUAUCUAUAUGCAAGAAGGCAUCCGGAUGUUCUUAGAAGUAUUCAUGGAAAUCGAUAUGUUCCUGAAUAUGAAGAUUAUUCUUCAUAGUAGUGAUGUGAGGAGACUUUUCUAGUAUUCAUUACUUGAUUUUCCUGGGAUAGGAAUUAUUCAUAGCAACUUAAGGUCGGGGGGCAUUCAUCACACUUACAUACAUUCAUAUCGGCGUUUAUAUGGAAUGGAAUUACAUAUCUUCAUAUUAUUUUUCAAUGGAGGUCUCAAGCAUGGCGUUUUUAGCAUAUGGGUGGUGGGGAAGCGGGUAGGAUAUGGUUAGGUGUCGGACUUGGGGACUGGGGAUUGGUGGGGGUAUUAAGUUGCAUUGGCAUCUAUUUACUUCUCUCUAUAUUAGUUUAUUAUUGUUGUUUGGUUUGUAGUGCAUAGGAUGGAUAGGAUGGAAUGAGUGGGAUUGAAUUGAGAUGAAAUGGAGGAGGGAGGAGAAGGAGAUGGAGAUGGAAGAUGGGGGAUGAGAGGAAUAGUAUAUCUACCUGGUUCUUAUAGUACUAGUAUUCAAUAUACAAAUUUAUCUAUA